AUGGGAGACUUCUUAAGUUUCACUAGCUGCUUGUUGAACGAUGUGGUCUUGAAGUUCCAAGUAUACCUUAGUUUAUUCUUCAUAUGCAAUGAUAUAACAUUGUGCUACCAGUAUUAUUACUACAACAGCGUAUACCCUAAGAAGCAUGUUAGGAUACCGCAGGAGGAUCACAGUGCGAUUGUAGAUGUUGAGCUUAGAGGUAGCGACUACAACCAAUCCACUGACACUAGUCCCUAUACGACUCAGUCGAUUCAUAUCCAUAAUACGAAACACGACGGUAACACUACCAGGGGCGAGUCCAACAAGGACAACCCGAUCACUGAUUUCCUUUCCUCUUCUGGGUCCCCUGAUGGAAGCUACAGCUCAACGUCAAAUUCGCCCAGUAAGAAGAGCUCUAGAGUGGGAUUGGCUGUCGCUGCCACUGCUUUGAACAUCACUUCAGCAAAUGCGUUCCCCAUUGGAGACAUUUCAUCGACGGCACCAAGUUCCUCAUUAUUUUCAAGGGAGACCCUUGGAUUCAUACUUGCAUGGUCAUGUACUUGCGUUUACGUGGCAUCCCGUUGCCCUCAACUAUACAAAAACUAUCAGAGAAAGUCUGUUGACGGAAUAUCUCCUCUUCUCUUUGGGUCCGCUCUUCUUGGGAACUUAACCUACACUCUUUCAAUCGUUACGAGCUGCUCAUUUUUAUUUUCCGAUACCAAGUCGACUUUCAUCAUGAAGGAAUUGCCCUACAUUCUAGGAAGUUCUGGUACCAUUUUGUUCGAUGUGGCCUAUUUUUACCAGCGUUACUUGUACAGGUUCAAUGGGCGGAACACUCUUGAGAUGGAGCUCGAAGAGGAGACUUGGUACCAAGAUAGGUAA
This is a messenger RNA of Dujonia railenensis, 861 nucleotides long. The record is from the annotation of a GenBank genome assembly. NCBI's taxonomy places the organism in Eukaryota, Fungi, Ascomycota, Pichiomycetes, Serinales, Debaryomycetaceae.